CUCUUUGGUUUAUUCAAACUUAUUCAGUUUCUCCGUGUCUUGUCCUAAUAUGAGAUAGAUAACUAGCUUAUUAACUCCAGUUUUCUAAGGCUGAAAUAUCUGAAGUCUGUCUUGGGAGCUGCAUUGCCCACAGCUGGUUAUCUUUCAGCAUCCUAGUUGCUAGAUUUCUGCAUAAGUGAAUGAGUGCAUGAGGGAAUUGAGAAGUACUUUUAUUUUCCCCUUUGAAUUCUAAGGGGAAGAAGCUGGGAACUAAAACCUGUUGCUGUGGACAUCUUGCUCUGUGUGGUCAUCUCCCUUCAUUUUUUGGAUCACUGAUGCACCGUUGUCUCUCCUUGUUCCUGGAGAUACUGCCUCCUGCUGAGGGUUCAUCACUGCUUUCCUCUGUGUUUUUUGGUGCACUCUCAUAAUCAGUUUAGGUUGGGUUAAGACUUUGCUACUGCCAGAAAGCAAAGUUCUGUUAGUUCCUUGUGUCCAUGGAGUGAAUAAGUGUUUAACUUGCCCCUGGCUCAGCACACAGCCCAGCUGGGGUUGCUGUGGGGUGGCUGGGGAUGUGUGGGAAUGUGUGGCUGAGUGCAGAGGUGACAAGAGACUGCCCUUUUCUGCAAUAGUAACAUGGAAUUACACUGGAAUCUUCCUGAUGUGAAACCAUACUCUUGUAUACAGGAGUGCUGCUAUGUGGUUGUUUGGUUUUGGUUUUGUUUUUUUUUUUAGAGCUCCUGAUAAGGCAGUGCCCUGUGGCUUGGCUGUGUUAUAGUGUUUCUCCCCACAUUCCCAGAUAGCUUACAGAUCAUCUUAGGAGGUACAACUGUAAAGUCUUUUUGAAGUUUGAAAAAGGAAGUUCAACAGCUUCUACUUUAAGUCAGACUUAAGCACUCAGGCAAGAUUUAGCCAGAAGCAGAAUUUAAUUUAGGUUUCCUAACAGGAGUAGGAACUCUCAUAUCCUUUGAGGAAUUAUGUUGCAGAGGAGCUCAGACCUUGUACUUAUGGGAGCUUUAAACAAGGUGACUGCCGGCUGCCAGGGCCCCAGCUGCAUCUUCCUGCUUCUUCUUUGUGCUGGCUGGACAGCUCCUUAGACCCCUGAGCCCUGAGACUUUAUGUGUGUUGGUGGAAAAGCUGAGGCAAUGACAAAAGCGAGGAGUGCUGGGGAAGGGCCAGGAAUGUGCAGCUGGAGGCAGGCUGCCAUCAUGACGGCUGAAGAAACGGUGAACGUUAAAGAAGCUGAAAUAAUUAAGUUAAUACUAGAUUUUCUGAACUCAAGGAAACUUCACAUCAGUAUGUUGGCACUUGAGAAAGAGAGUGGGGUCAUUAAUGGCUUGUUUUCAGAUGACAUGCUCUUUCUAAGGCAAUUGAUUCUUGAUGGUCAGUGGGAUGAGGUUCUUCAAUUCAUUCAGCCUCUUGAAUGUAUGGAAAAAUUCGACAAGAAAAGAUUUCGAUACAUUAUAAUGAAGCAGAAGUUCUUGGAAGCCUUAUGUGUAAACAAUGCGAUGUCAGCAGAAGAUGAGCCUCAGCAUCUGGAGUUCACAAUGCGAGAGGCAGUGCAGUGCCUGCACGCGCUGGAGGAAUAUUGUCCCUCUAAGGAAGACUACAGCAAACUCUGCCUGCUGCUGACACUGCCCCGCCUGACCAACCACGCCGAGUUCAAGGACUGGAAUCCCAGCACUGCUCGGGUGCACUGCUUUGAGGAAGCCUGUGUCAUGGUGGCAGAGUUCAUCCCAGCCGACAGGAAGCUGAGCGAGGCUGGCUUCAAAGCAAGUAACAACCGCUUGUUCCAGCUGGUCAUGAAGGGAUUGCUCUAUGAAUGUUGUGUGGAAUUCUGUCAGAGUAAAGCAACAGGAGAAGAAAUCACAGAAAGUGAAGUAUUGCUGGGUAUUGAUCUCUUGUGUGGCAAUGGGUGUGAUGACUUGGACCUUAGCUUAUUGUCGUGGCUGCAGAACCUGCCAGCUACUGUGUUUUCUUGUGCUUUUGAACAAAAGAUGCUUAAUAUUCAUGUUGAUAAACUCCUCAAGCCUACAAAAGCUGCGUAUGCUGAUCUUUUGACACCUCUCAUCAGCAAACUUUCUCCUUACCCAUCGUCCCCAAUGAGAAGGCCUCAGUCAGCAGACGCUUACAUGACCCGCUCCUUAAACCCUGCCUUAGAUGGGCUGUCCUGUGGAUUAACAAACCACGAUAAGCGGGUCACAGACCUCGGGACCAAAACUUCUCCAAUGUCGCACUCCUUUGCUAAUUUCCAUUACCCAGGAGUACAGAAUCUCAGCAGGAGCCUCAUGCUUGAGAAUACUGAGUGUCACAGCAUUUUUGAAGAGUCACCUGAGCGAAGUGAUACUCCUGUGGAGCAACAGCGUCCCAUCGGCAGUGAGGCUUUGUGCCAAGGUUCAGUUCCAGAAAAUGAACCACUCAAUGCAGCACAGAGUCAGGGAUCAGCCAAACAAGAAAAAAAUGAGCUUCGUGAUUCAACAGAGCAGUUUCAGGAAUAUUACAGACAAAGACUACGUUACCAGCAGCACUUAGAACAGAAGGAACAACAACGACAGUUGUACCAGCAAAUGUUGUUGGAAGGAGGAGUGAAUCAAGAAGAUGGAGCUGACCAGCAACAGAAUCUUACUGAACAGUUUCUUAACAGAUCUAUCCAGAAACUAGGAGAAUUAAAUAUGGGUAUGGACAGUCUUGGAAAUGAUGUACAAGCACUUAGCCAGCAAUGUAAUGGGAGCAAAGGGAAUGCAUCUACCAAUCCAGCAAGUAACUUCACAUCACCACCCUCAGAUGGCAGUCAGAGGAUAGCAACUGAGAGCCCAAAUGUUAAUACAAGCACUCCUCGAAAGUGUGGAUCAACCAAUCAGAUCCCCUUUCCUGAACAGUCACCUGUACAGGGGAACCAAAGCAGUGUAUCAGAACAUGCUGUCACUCAGCCACAGCUGGAAGACGCUUUGGGGAAUUUAGCUAGGACAAGAGGUGAUGAGGAUGACAAAUCAAAAAAGCAAUUCAUUUGCAUUAAUACUCUAGAAGACACACAGGCUGUCAGAGCUGUAGCCUUUCAUCCCAGUGGGAGUUUAUAUGCUGUUGGCUCCAACUCUAAAACUUUGAGGGUUUGUGCCUAUCCAGAAGUAAUUGACCCAAGUGCUUAUAAUACUCCUAAACAACCUGUAGUGCGCUUCAAAAGGAAUAAGCAUCAUAAAGGAUCAAUCUACUGUGUAGCCUGGAGUCCCUGUGGACAGCUGUUAGCUACUGGUUCUAAUGAUAAAUAUGUGAAAGUACUGCCUUUUAAUGCAGAAACUUGUAAUGCAACAGGACCAGAUUUGGAAUUCAGCAUGCACGAUGGGACAAUCAGAGACCUUGCUUUCAUGGAAGGCCCAGAAAGUGGUGGUGCUAUUUUAAUAAGUGCUGGAGCAGGGGACUGCAAUAUUUACACAACAGAUUGUCAGCGAGGACAAGGCCUGCAUGCCCUGAGUGGUCAUACUGGUCAUAUUUUAGCACUUUAUACAUGGAGUGGCUGGAUGAUUGCAUCUGGAUCUCAAGACAAGACUGUAAGAUUUUGGGAUUUGAGAGUGCCAAGCUGUGUUCGUGUUGUGGGAACAACGUUUCAUGGAACAGGCAGUGCUGUUGCCUCAGUAGCUGUUGAUCCCAGUGGGCGACUCCUGGCUACAGGCCAGGAGGACUCCAGCUGUAUGUUGUACGACAUCCGGGGAGGUCGGAUGGUGCAGAGCUACCACCCCCACUCCAGCGACGUUCGCUCCGUUCGCUUCUCCCCGGGGGCUCACUACUUGCUCACGGGGUCAUACGAUAUGAAGAUCAAGGUGACAGACUUGCAAGGGGACCUCACGAAGCAGCUUCCUCUGAUGGUGGUAGGAGAGCACAAGGACAAAGUUAUCCAGUGCAGAUGGCACACGCAAGAUCUUUCCUUCUUGUCGUCGUCUGCAGACAGGACUGUAACCCUUUGGACCUACAAUGGUUAGAGUGCAAACAAAGGCAACCUAUGCAGCUGAAGCACAGAGACCUGAGACUACAGAACUGUCCAAACUAAUAAUGAGGCAUUGAGAGCAGCAGUUGAGCAGGAGAGUGUCUUAUCAAGAAGAGGGGCACUUGUCACUGGUUUUUCUGAUUUCUAGGAGGUCUUGGUGUUUUUAGUAUAUUCUUUUGCAGUGCUUCCAGUCUUCCAUGUUGAACUCAUGCUGCUGUGACCUAUUGUAGUCUUGUUGCCAAAGUCUAUGAGGAGAACUCUUAUGUUGUUGAUGUGCACUCAGAGUAACAUGAAUGAUGUGUUUACAGUUUGGUAUUAAUUGCAUUCCUUGGUCUUUGCCUCGAUAAGAAUUUUGUAAAGAACUUAAGUUGAACAACACUUUAAUCAAGUCUAUAUGUAACUAGUUACACACACACACACACACACACAUAAAACUUCCACUGUUUUUUCAGGUUCAUUGUAUUCAUCACUCCUCAACAAGAGAUCAAACUUUAUAACAUCUCCACAAUUUCAAUGUUUUUAGUAAAAACAUCUGAACUUUAAAGGCAGACUAGGCAGCAACCACAUCUUGAUUAUGGUCCAUUAUAUAGUGUGGGAUUUUUUCUUUCUUUUCAUCUAACCUGGAAAAAAUGUUGCUGUUUUUACUACAUGACAUUGUUUUGAACAAGCUAACAUGUUGGAGGGGGAAAAAGUAAAAUAUUGACUUUUUUCAGUAGAAACAUGUAAUAUUUUACUUUUUGAAUGCAACAGAAUACCUCUGUGUAUAAUGUACUGUAGAAAAGAGUGGAUUGGCAGCAGUUGUCACGGUGAGCUUAAUGGCUAUCAAUUUUUCAAGUAAAAGGGAUACCAUUAAUGCUGUAAUAGAAACCAGCAUGGCUUAAAAUGCUAUGUCUGCAUGAUAAUUUAAGAAUUGUUUAAAUUCCCAGUUCAGAAGCUUAUCUGAAUUUUAUUUCUUGCACUGUUUAUGUAUGGGAAACUGCAGUUUUAUUUCUACAAAACUUUAGAUUCUAAUGUUUAUGUAUUGUUAUAUUUUCAUAUUGUACAGUUCCUUUUACUUUUUAAAAUAUAAACCUUAAACUUUGGGUUAUUUAUUUAUUUGAACUGCAGUUAAGUUUUGGAUUCUCUUGGUUACUAAAUUAUAUGUGCACUGUAGCAAGCAUUUUUAACUAUCGUAUAAAAGUGGAAAGGUAAAUAUAGAAGUGUAUCUGUGCUAUAAUCUCAAUAAAGACCUCCAACACCUGCA
Molecule: messenger RNA, 5198 nt
Organism: Neopelma chrysocephalum (saffron-crested tyrant-manakin)
Lineage: Eukaryota; Metazoa; Chordata; Aves; Passeriformes; Pipridae
Gene: WDR47
Product: WD repeat domain 47
Exons: 15
Coding region: 1095-3950 (951 amino acids)
Molecular function (GO): protein binding
Source: RefSeq, a predicted model, not a curated record